AUGGAAAGCAAGAGACAGAGGGAGGACAGCUUGGACUGGGAAAGCCAGCAGAGCGAGCCGUGUUUCUCAUCAGACAACCACAGCCUGGUAUCCCUGAUUUGUAUUGCCCUCUCUAAGCUACAAGUCUACGACUGCUUAGCGUAUAUUCUGACGUACCUAUUUUUUGGUACGGAGCAUUAUUCCCUCUACGCCUGGCUGAGCCACACCUUUGGCGGUCCUCACUUCCCUCCCGUGCAUGGUAAGCAGAGGCUACCUAGAGCUGGAGGCUGGAGGCAGCGUCUUCGAUGCAACGUGGAGAAGAACCGAAAGAACGGCCUGUCAGCGCCGGAGCGACCUGCUCAGCGCUUCUGUCGCACAGCAUCAGCUGCCAGAUCAGCCGUUCGUCGGGUUUCGGUGCUCAGUAUGGCCGGUGAGCACCUCGGUCUGGGCGGGGGACGGAGCCUGUCAUUCUGUCUCGUGGGGGCCGCCGCGGCCCAUCAUACGAUGGGUCAAGGUCGAUGGGCCAAGACCGCAAAGGGAUUGGCGUCGAUGAAGAGAGCACCAGCAAUGGCAGCGUUUGACAUAGCCCAGAUCCCACACUUGCACAACCAUCGCAGCGAAGGCGGCGAUGACUAUGCGAUGUGA
This is a messenger RNA of Colletotrichum lupini, 624 nucleotides long. RefSeq lists its product as uncharacterized. Lineage: Eukaryota; Fungi; Ascomycota; Sordariomycetes; Glomerellales; Glomerellaceae. Bases 1 to 624 code for a protein of 207 amino acids. The transcript is spliced from 2 exons. The record is from RefSeq and is a predicted model, not a curated record.